UCAUUUAAUUCAUCAACUUGCUGGUCCAUUUUGUUCUAUAAAUUCAUUUCCCAAAACUCCUCUAAGCCCUCUUCUCCUUCGCUUUCUCUUCCUUUUCUUUGUACUUUACAUUACUCUUACAGUUAUUUUGGUGUUUUAUCCCGGCUCUGAAGAAGCUCUGGCUUUAAGCUGAAGCUAUCUUUCACUUCUUGUGAUUCUGAUUUUCUGAGUCCAAAAUCAAGGACCCAUCUUGGGAACCUGCUGAUUUUUUUUGUUUUAUUUUUCCUUCAGAAAUCCUUGCUUCUUGAAUCUCAGGAAAGUCUCCAGCUUUUUACAUGCUGGGUUGGGGUUUGUAAACUCCGAAGUCACAAUUUUUAUCAGAGACAGAGUAGCUGUUCUUCCCAAGAUUUAUCUUGAUGCUCAACAUCUUGUUCUUGAUGUUUGAGAUACAUGUCUCCAAUUCUUUGUGAAAUCCUCCUUUCUGGGUGUAUGAUAAAUUCCUUAUUCAGGCGCAGGACCCAUUUAGUUCAAUCCUUCUCAGUUGUGUUCCUUUACUGGUUGUACUACGUUUCAUGAUUUUCACCCCCUCAAAAGUUUGAAUAUUAGGCUAAUAAUAAUAUUAUUGUAACCAUAUUGCUAUAAUAUAUCUGCUAUAUUAAUAUUAGUGUGUUUUUUAGUAUCUGGGUCCUGCAAAUCUCUCUCAAUUUACUCUUUUUACUGUCAAUUUUGUCUGCAAAAUAUCUGUGGUUCAUGGCUUCCUCUAGCGGCACAUCUUCAGGGACAUCUCUGAUCCAGAACUCUGGGUCUGAGGAGGAUUUGAUGGAUCAGAGGAAGAGGAAGAGAAUGAUCUCCAAUCGAGAAUCUGCAAGACGAUCGCGGAUGAGGAAACAGAAACAUUUGGACGAUCUGAUGGCCCAAGUGGCUGAGCUGAGUAAGGACAACAACCAGAUCAUCUCCAGCUUGAACAUAACGACACAGCAUUUUCUCAACGUUGAGGCUGACAACUCAAUUCUAAGAGCUCAAGUGGGUGAGCUCACCCACAGGCUGCAGUCUCUGAACGAGAUCAUCACCUUCUUGAACAACAGCAAUGGGGUUUUUGGAGCUGCUGGGGAAACAAGCACCUUUGCUGAGCCAAAUUAUGGCUUUUUGAACCCAUUGAACUACUCAUACUUGAACCAGCCUAUCAUGGCUGCUGCAGACAUGUUUCCUUGCUAGUCUUGGAGGUUUAGAUAGAGUACAAAAGAGAGGGGUUUUUUUUUUAAUGUUAAAGUCUUAAGGAAUAAACAUUAUAUGAAAUAUGAAUGAAUCAUGCAGCUGGGUAUUUAGAUGUUAUUUUAUUAUAUUUAUAGGCUUCUUGGUCUGUAAAUGGUGGCUGUUAUUGCAGUGGGUUUGUGGUGGGUUACUGCAGCUAUUUUGUAAUAAUAUUAUAUAUUAUUGAACUAGUUUUUGUUAAAAUCUG
Messenger RNA from Corylus avellana, 1438 nucleotides. It is a transcript of the gene GBF6, whose product is annotated as G-box binding factor 6. Gene Ontology annotation, biological process: positive regulation of DNA-templated transcription. NCBI's taxonomy places the organism in Eukaryota, Viridiplantae, Streptophyta, Magnoliopsida, Fagales, Betulaceae. Gene Ontology annotation, molecular function: DNA-binding transcription factor activity; transcription cis-regulatory region binding. Gene Ontology annotation, cellular component: nucleus. The record is from RefSeq and is a predicted model, not a curated record.